Messenger RNA from Aureococcus anophagefferens, 930 nucleotides. RefSeq lists its product as hypothetical. The record is from RefSeq and is a predicted model, not a curated record. Gene Ontology annotation, molecular function: protein binding. NCBI's taxonomy places the organism in Eukaryota, Pelagophyceae, Pelagomonadales, Pelagomonadaceae. The transcript has 3 exons. Bases 1 to 930 code for a protein of 309 amino acids.
AUGGAAGCGGCGUCAAGCUGGACAAGAAAAAGGCGGAGCGGCUGUAUCGUAUGGCCGCAGAUCGCGUACCGCGAAGGUCGGUUGGGCCUCGUGAAAUCCGAUAAGAAAGCCGCGAAGAUUUGGAAGCGCGCCGUGGAGCUCGGAAGCGUGGAGGCGAUGGUAUUUCUUGGGGAAUUGUACGAGCAUGGAAAUGGCGUCAAGCUGGACAAGAAGAAGGCGGAGCGGCUGUGGCGCAUGGCCGCGGACCGGGGCAACGCGACCGCGCAAUGCAAUUUAGGGGUUUUACUUCACUCUGAGGAGAAAUUUGAAGAGGCGUUCCGGUACUUUGCGCUCGCGGCGGAUCAAGGCUUGACCGCUGGAGAGCUCAACCUUGGCAUUUGUGUGUACCGCAACGGUUACUUCGGCGUCGUGAAAUCCGAAAAGAAAGCCGCGAAAAUUUACCGGCGCGCCGUGGAGCUCGGCGACGUGGGUGCAAUGAGAAUCCUUGGAACAUUGUACCAGAAUGGAAGCGGCGUCAAGCUGGACAAGAAAAAGGCGGAGCGGCUGUAUCGUAUGGCCGCAGAUCGCGGCGACGCGCUCGCGCAAUACAAUUUAGGGGCUCUCCUUUAUUCUGAGCAGAAAUUUGAAGAUGCGUUCCGGUACUCUGUGCUCGCGGCGGAUCAAGGCUUCGCCGAAGCAGAGAACAACCUUGGCGUGUUUUACAGGGACGGACGAGGCACGGAACAGAAAAUUGAAGAGGCGUUCCGGUACCUCACGCUCGCGGCGAAUCAAGGCUGUACGAAUGGGGAGUUUGGCCUUGGCAUUUGUUACAGGAACGGAGAAGGCACGGAAGUCGACCUCGGCAAAGCCAGGUACUGGUUCGAGCGCGCCGCUGCCAAGGGCGACGAGAAAGCUAUAGAGAACCUCGCGCGCCUCGACGCGCAAGUAUAG